This is a messenger RNA of Didymodactylos carnosus, 657 nucleotides long. NCBI's taxonomy places the organism in Eukaryota, Metazoa, Rotifera, Eurotatoria, Philodinida, Philodinidae. The record is from the annotation of a GenBank genome assembly.
AUGAUGGACGAUGUAGGUCUAUUGGAUGUAUUUGAUAAACGUUAUGUUGAAGGUGAUGCAUGGCAUUAUAGAUUUUUCGUUCCACAUGAUACUGAUGGAUUAAUUGAAUUAUUUGGUGGUACGGAUGAAUUUAUAAAAGAGUUGGAAAUAUUUUUUAAAAAUAGUCAAAUUUGGCAUACAACAACAUUACCAAAUCCGUAUUAUUGGCCAGGAAAUGAGCAUAAUUUAUUUAGUGUGUGGCAGUUUAGUUAUGCCAAUCGCAGUGAUUUAACUCAACUAUUUUCAAGAUGGUUGACAAAACAUGUAUAUUCUACUCAACCAAAUGGUAUUCCAGGUAAUGAUGAUUAUGGUACUAUGUCGGCAUGGUAUCUUUUUGCUAGUAUGGGUAUAUAUCCGCUUUCUGGAAGUUCAACAUACAUUCUUGGAAGUCCAGAUUUCAACAAAAUAACAAUUAAUAGAAAUAAUGGUGCAUGUCCAUUAACUAUCAUAGCACAUAAUAAUUCAGAUCAAAAUAUAUAUGUGCAAAAAGUUUUACUAAAUGGGAUACCGUUAACAACAUUUCCGUUCAUAGAUCAUGUUCAACAUUUAACAUGUUUGUCCGAAGGAAAACAAACAAUUCAACUUGAUUUUUAUAUGACAGAUAAAGUAGUAAAUUAG